ACGUCCUUCAGAUCCCUCAGAAAUCUACAUGUAAAUGCGUUUAGCAGAGUAUUAAACCUGAACUCUUCAUUCUUAAAGAAUGACUAGAUAUUUGAUCGCAAAGCGAUGUCACUGUGAUCCGAACAUCAUGAAGGAAUAAAAACACGGACAAAAGAGGAUGAGUCUGAUAAACGAUCCGUUCGAAGCGAGCAUCUGACGCGAGAUUCCAGAUGCAAAGGCAGCGACUCCGAACGGCCUCGUGGAAGCGUCAGCGAUUGGCCACUGGCGCGCGCGCGAGGAACGCGAUUGCACCGCAGACGCGUCAAUCAACGCGAAAUCUCCUCCCCUUUCAGCAGGGUCGGGUGCGCGCGGGGCAAGCCCACCCCGUGCACCUCCAGCUGCCCAAACAGAAGACGCAGGAGGAGUAGAGGGCUCGGACAUGGGGAGAAAUCAGCACUGGCCCGUCUGAUAGAGAUCGGUGUUUUUUAUUUAUUAAAAAAGGAGGGAAAAAACCCGAGAGGCCUUAGGAGAGAAAUAAAAAUAAAAAAUAUAAAAACAAACACGGAGAGAAACCCAUCCCUGGCACAAAGCUGGACAUAAAUCAAUGGACUGAAUGAAGACUGCCUAUAACGCCUAUCGAUGCCUGGCCAAGGAUUUGGAUGUGUACGCCAUGAACCCGGAGAUGACAAUGGACAUUGGCAGCCUACACGGUGGAGUUAGCCAUGAGCAGGACUUGAUGAGCGGCCACAGCCCCCAUCACAACCGCAACCCGGGGGCUUCCUUGCGGAUACACCAGGAUCUGACCGUGGCGCCGUCGCGCUCCGCGAUGGUCUCCAGUAUGGCUUCGAUUCUGGACGGCGUCGGCGGCGGCGGAGGAGAGUACCGUCCCGAGCUGUCGCUGCCGCUCCAUCACGCCAUGAGCAUGCCGUGCGACACCUCCCCGCCCGGGAUGAGCGGCACCUACACCACGCUGACCCCUCUGCAGCCCCUGCCGCCGAUUUCCACCGUGUCCGACAAAUUCCACCAUCCGCACCAUCACCACCACCACCAGCGUCUCUCCGGGAACGUGAGCGGCAGCUUCACCCUCAUGCGGGACGAGAGGACUCUACCAGCCAUGAACAACCUCUACAGCCCCUACCACAAAGACAUGAGCGGGAUGGGACAGAGCUUGUCUCCUCUGGGCAACGGCUUGGGCUCCAUCCACAACGCGCAGCAGACGCUCCACAACUACGGCGCGCACGGCCACGACAAGAUGCUGAGCUCCAACUUCGACGCGCACACUGCCAUGCUGGCCAGAGGGGACCAGCACCUCUCCAGAGGCCUCGGUGGCCCCGCGGCGGGCAUGAUGCCGCACCUCAACGGGAUGCACCACGGCGUGCACCCGGGCCACCCUCAAUCCCACGGGCCCGUGUUGGCUUCCAACCGGGAAAGACCGCUCUCCUCCUCCUCCUCCUCCGGAGCGCCGGGCUCCGGCUCGGGGCAGCUGGAAGAGAUCAACACCAAGGAAGUGGCGCAGCGCAUCACGGCCGAGCUCAAGCGCUACAGCAUCCCGCAGGCCAUCUUCGCGCAGCGAGUGCUGUGCCGCUCGCAGGGCACUCUGUCCGACCUGCUGCGGAACCCCAAACCCUGGAGUAAACUCAAGUCCGGCCGCGAGACGUUUCGCCGUAUGUGGAAGUGGUUACAGGAGCCCGAGUUUCAAAGGAUGUCGGCCCUUCGGCUUGCAGCGUGCAAAAGAAAAGAGCAAGACCCAAGCAAAGACAGGAGCAAUACACCAAAGAAGUCGCGGCUGGUUUUCACAGACCUGCAGCGGCGAACACUUCUGGCCAUCUUUAAGGAGAACAGGCGUCCGUCCAAAGAGAUGCAGCUGACCAUCUCGCAGCAGCUGGGUCUGGAACUGAACACUGUGAGCAACUUCUUCAUGAACGCCCGCAGACGCAGCCUGGACAAAUGGCUGGACGAGGGGAGUCCGGGGAACAUGUCGUCCAGCUCCAGCACUUGUACCAAAGCGUGAUCCCAGAGAGGAGAAGAGGAGAAAAUCAUUCCGAAGGGCAACGAGACGAGAGAAGCUGCUUACCGGCUCGAAUAAGAGCCAAAAACACACCGAUCCGUUCAUCCAAAGAGCCAAACGUCAGGAAAAAACGCUGCUUUCUCUGCUCCAGUCCAAAGCAUUUGACACCGAUGAAUGAUCAAAGCCAAUCAAAAACAUGCUUAACUUUACAUUUGGCUUUGAACUGAAGAGAAACCCAAAGCGUUUGCAUUUCACAUCUACAUUCACUCGAUAUUAGCUUUGAUUUUCAUUUCAUAAAGUAAGUGUGUGUGUGUGUGUGUGUGUGUGUGUGUGUGUGUGUGUGUGUGUGUGUGUGUGUGUGUGUGUGUGUGUGUGUGUGUGUGUGUGUGUAGAGAUACUUUAAGUUAUAAGAAUGAAUCUCACAAAAACACGUCCAGGUCACAUUCAUUGCAAUAUUUCACUCUGCUAAUAGAAUAUUUUUGUCUUGUUUUCGAGUACAAACAAUAUACAUUUACUUGAGAAACAAACAAAAAAAAAUAAGAUAUUUUCUGAAAAAUCUAUCAAAAUGAAGUGAGUUUUAUUUUAAACAAGAAAAAGAAAAUGCAGACAGUGUUAGAAAAAUAAACUUAAUUCAAAGGGGGGAAAAAUUACCUUCAAAUGUAAUUAGAAAAUAUACAAAUAUAUUAUAUUAAUAUAUAAUUAUCAUUUAUUAUCCUACACACAAAUCGCUUGAUUUUGAUAAAUUCUUCAAAAAACAAGACUUAAUAUCUUAAUUAAUAUCGCUUUUCAAAUGUAUCCUUGUUUAACAAUUUUUAGAUAUUUCUGAAAAUUGCAUUCAAGCUUUUUAAAUAAUAAUAAUAAUAAUAAUAAUAAUAAUAAUAAUAAUAAUUCCCCCAAAAAUCCCAUUAUUAAUUAUUACCCCUAUUGUUGUUACUGUUAUAUAGUAAUUUUUAUUAUAGUAAUUAUAGGUUUUUUUUUUUUGCAUUAUGGUAAUGUAUUUAAGUUAACAAAAUAUGACUUGCACAUGUUGUUCUUUGUGAGAUUCACCCAUAACACAUGAACAGUAACAUAAAUAACGGCACAGGUUUAAGUUGGCAUUAGGUCGCAGGGUUUUUUCUAACACACCGAUGUGCGACCGAACCGGGUUUCACCUCCACACGGUAGAAACCCCCCGUCAUCAGAAGCACAAAGCACUACACACAUGAAGGACACACCGACCGCAGAUCUCUCACACCGUUAUUGGCCGGCCGGGUUUGUGAGCACAAUCCUGAAGCACAUUAAAUUUGCAAUAGAACAGGGGCUGGACCACACCGAUUGUUCUUCUAUGGUUCAAAAACAACUCAGGAUGAUACGACCGAAGAACAUGCAUCUCGACACACCUAAUAAAAUCACACACAUAUGCAUCGCUGACUGUAAUUAUAUUAUGCUAUGAAAAACCAAACAGAAGUGAACUGGCACUGGUGAUCAGGGCCUUUACAAGAGUUUAAGAGGACAAUCUCCACACCAAUGCCUGCCAGUUUAGCUUUCCCAAAGUGUGCAUGACUCCUCCCCUCAUAGUUUUAGCUCACUUCUAGCUCUUUCAUACACUCAUCUCAAAUUCCAUCCCUCGUCCUCAUUUAUCAUUGAACCGAUGGACAAACAGAGCUGGUAAGCAGUUCUCUCCCGGGUUACGCUUGGAUCACUCAAAACGGACACUGAAGACUUUUUUGUAUUUAUUUGACAAAUCGACACCAAAGAAACUUUUUCUGCACCUAACUGUUCUGCAAACGAAAACUGUUCAAAAGAAAAAGACCCCCCCCCCCCCAAAAAAAAAAAAAAUCAAAACCAAAAAAAUGACGACGACAAAGCGGGAACGCCGAGCCGGCGUCUUUCUUGCGUUCGGAUCGGUGGAGACAUUGGAAGCAGAAUGGGAUCGGAAGGGUUUUUUAAAUGCGACGGAGCUGUUCCCAUGACAACGGAGAAUGACGCGUCUCUCAAAAACACAAGUCGAAGAUUGUCUUUAAUGUGUGCCUAUGCAGUUUUUUCAACCAAAAUGGAAAGAACAACAAAAACCUCAUCAGCUACAAUACCAAAGAUUCAGAGUUACUCCCGCCACUGUUCCCGAGGAAGGGCUCGCAGCGGUGCUUCUCUCCAAACACGGGACGUCUAGGGUUCAGCGUUUGGUUUUUUUCAUCCGUUUUGCAGCUAAAAUUAAAGGUGUAACUCAGCCUGAUGGGCAUACCAAAGAUAAACGCCUUUAAGCACAUGCAACUUCACUUUUUCCCAUUUUCCCAAGCCGAACGACUCAUCAUCUUGUAGUUUUGUGCUCACAUCCCAUCGUAGUCCACCGACAGUCCAGUUCCACCAAUGCAAACGUCAUCCAUCCAUCAUUUCUCAACAUAUGCACGCUUGUUUCCAAACGCUGAAUCGCGAGUCCUGUGUUUGAGAGAGCUGCUGCAGCGGGUUCCAUCAUAUACUAGAUUCCAUCUAAAAAGCCAAUAAUCUGCCAAAAAUGCUCACUUGAUCUGUAGAGAGGAAACUGCAGACUGUAGGUCGAAUAGCUUUAUCUUUCAGCUUUCUCUCUUUAAAAGCUUCUAUUCCAAAGAUUCUCCAACGCCUCUUGGUUGGAGCUCCAUCCGCUCUUCACAGUCAGGUUUUUAGCAACACGGGCCAAAGAGCUUUCCUUUGCUUGUCUUAGUACUUAUAUUUUGCCAAUGCCUCUGUACAAUGUCUUACCCAGGUUUUGCAAUAUGUGAUUUAUUUAUGUAAUUUAUAUUUGUUAUGAUUGAACUUAAUUUAAAUUGCCUUUUAUCCUGAUUAGAUUGCCAAAGUUUACAUUUACUUUGUUUGCAUGUUGGACACCAUCAGACGUAUUUAUUUAUGACUAGUAUGCAUAGGUUUUUUUUUUUCCCUGAAUUAUUUAAUGUUAUUUAAUUAGACUUAAUUAAGACUACUAGUGCAUCAAAGAUGCAGUGCUUCUCUUAAUUUAUUAGUUAGCUUUACUUUAAAAAGCAACACGAAGGGUGUAUUUAAUUUUUCUUAGAAAGAUAAUUCUGGAAAUGAGUUAGCGAUCGGGUUUUAGUUGUGUGUAUGUCGAGACUUUAGGUUUUGUUUGUCCUUUUCUUUUGAAUGAAAACAAUCUUUCUGAAGGGCCAUUUGCGAUCGAUUACACCGUUCUGUCGAAGGACGAUUCGGAUCGUAUACAGGGGGCCACACGUUAAUGGAGAUCAAUGCAGGACUCACCAAAGAUAAAUCCCACGGAUGCUGAGAGGCCGUUUAUUCAUUGCUUCACUCGUAGAAGGACGCAGAGGAAUCCCUUAAAAACUAGAGAAAGCUGCUUCCAAGACUGACUUGUGUGUGUGUGUGUAUAAAAGUCUUUCUAUCUCUAUAGUGAGAACCACAGAGGCUACCUCACUGAAUUUUCCAUUUGUAAUUUUAAUCGUGUUGAUGAAACCAAAGAUACCAAAGAUUUCUUUUUCUCGAGUACGGUCUGCGCUUGACGCCAUGCUUUGGAUAUUUUGAUAAUGCCACUCUCUCUUUUUUCUCUUCUUCCUCUUUCAGACAUGAGUUCCUCCUCUCCUCGGAAAAAUAAGUGCAAUGGAGCGGAUGGGACUCGUGUCGAGCUGUAGAUUUUAGUGCUGUGCGCUUCUGAUCGUCAUAAUCUAGAAGACCUUAAUGCAAAAACCAACCCACAAACAAAGACCUAUCCGGCACAGAAACAUCAACAUUACACACAUUCUUUAAUCAAACGCAUGUUGAAAUGCAUGGAAAUAUUCAAAGUUUUGAUGGCUUGUUCUAGUCAAAUUUACACUGCAAAAGUGGCACAGAAGCGCCUCUGACGUGGCAAUUAAGUGUCUUUACACAGACUGUUUAAUGCUGCUCAAAGGUGGCAUAAAUGCAUUUAUACAGCAAUUGCAACUCUAUACUGUAAUACUAGGGGCUAAGCUGGCUCAGAACAAGGCAUAAUUUAGUCUGGCUUUUAUGCAGCAUUGCAUUUUUACACUAAAUUUUAAGCAGGCUUUACUCAGCUGUGUAAAGAGCACAGAAUGAUUCACGCACUGAACUCAAAUUUACACCGCAAAGGUGGCACAGAAGCGCCUCUGAAGUGGCAUUUAAGUGUCUUUACCCAAUGCUGCUCAGAGGCGGCAUAAAUGCUUUUGCACAUCAAUUACAAAUCUAAACUGUAAUACUAUGGGCUAAAGUGGCUCAGAACAGGCAUAACUUAGUCUGGCAUUUAUGCAGCAUUGCGUCUUUACAUUUUAAGCAGGCUUAGAGCAGCCUUAACUCAGCUGUGUAAAGAUGCUGAAAGAUGCAUGCACUGAGCUUUAAUAUCUAUGCCACAUUUACACUGAGAGGUGGCACAGAAGCACUUCUAAGCAGUAUUAAACAGUUUGUGUAAAGACACUUAAAUUUACACAGCGAACUGCAACUGUAUACUUUAAUGCUGCUCAGAGGCGGCAUAACUGCAUUUUUAUCAUAUGCAUUUAAUAGGAAUUUCCAACUCCCUAAACUUAAGGCAUCUUUACACAGCAGAGUUAAGGCUGCUUUAUGCAUGCUCAGAAAUUCAAUAAUGCUGCAUUAAAACCAGACUAAAUGAUGCCUGAUUUGAGCCACCUCAGCCCCUAGUAUUAAUUUAAGCCACUUCUAAGCAGUAUUAAACAGUCGGUGAAAAGACGCUUAAAUCCCACUUCAGAAGCGCUUUUACAGUGGAAAUGUGACAUUAAAGAAAUCUGGUGUAGAAACAAUUUUCACUAGUAAAAGAAAAUGGCAAUUAACGAAGUAGAAUUUUUUUUAUUUUAUUUAGUGCAAUAAAACUCCACAAUUUUGUUAGGAAUGAUGAUACACAUUCACUUCUAAGCAAAUAAAAUACAUAAAUUAGUCUAAGUUCUUCCAUCACAUGAUGAUGAGACCUGUUUAGUAAACCUUAAUAUGGAAAAACAUCCACAUGUGGUUUUGAAUGGAACGCCAGCCUUCUCAAAAAAAUCCAAAUCCUGUCAAAAACAACGUUGGUGUUUCUGUGCACGACGAACUCUAAAACCAAAGACCAAACCAAUCAUCUCAUAGCAGACAGACCGAAGGGUCUCCUCCAUCCCAAGUCAUAUUCUUCAACCCCGACAAAGACGUAGAGAGCGCUUUUGUUGCAAAGUAUGAGAUAUUGUUGGAUGAGUGCCUUGCUUGAACCAAAGCGAAGUUAUGACCUCUCUGUUUCUUCUUCUGUUAGUACCUCAGCGACAGGAAAAUGUUUUAUGAUGCUUUGCAAUGCAAUCCUGCAAAGAACAAAGACUAACGAUACCAAAGGCUUUCUAAACUUUCCCCUUCCCUUCUUUUGAAUGGUUGCAAAGCUUUAAAUAAGAAAAAAGAAACCCCAUGUCGAGGGCGCAGACCGUGCUUUUCUUACCAAAUUUUUCUCGGAUAUACCUCAUAGAAGAUAGUGUUAGGGUAUUGUUAUUAUAGCGUAUGUAUUAAAUUAUUCACGUACUCUUAUUUUUUAGUAACUGUGACUUGACAAACCAAGAAAAAAAGCUUUAUGCAUCUUAAGUUGAUUUUUUUGUAAUAGCUGAGGUUUGCUUACCGAAAAAAAAACAACAACAACAAAAAAAAACAAAAAACACAAUGCUUGUCUUUUUGUCUCCUGUUAAUGUGACAGCUUUCACAAAAAGUUUUGUGGUGCAACUUUUACUGUUGUUUUUUUCGUUUUCCAUGACUGUAUUUUGAUUUUAUUUUUUUGGGAAGGGUGGCUCAUAUUCUCAACAAGGAUAUUAUUUUUGGAUUGGGGAUGGUUGGUUGCUAGAAUGAGCCUCAAGUUUACAGUUUUCAAUGGGUUGUACAGCUUCGAUUUGAUUUUACAUCAUGCAUUUACUCCUUCGAUUCUUUAUGUGAAAACGUAGCAUUGGCAGCCGCAAUUCAACGCCGCAGCCUUGAUUUAUGCACGAGUAUCUUUACAGUUCUAGCUAGCGUGUAAUGCAUUGUCCUUCAAUAGCUUUUGGGUUUGGAUCCGUCUCGUUUUAUUUAUUUUUUUUGCAUGCCGGCCUGAUCAAAUUCUUGAAGAAUUCAGUUCAGAUGUGGAUAGAAAACAUCAUGCACUCGAUCAGUUCGGUUUGCGAUCGUACCGUGAAACACCAAUCCUGUCCAAAAAUACAACAACUGAGCAUGGAAAGUCCUCAGAUUGAGUUGAAAUGUACCAGACAAUCUACUGCUAAUGUAAAAACACUUUGAGAACUGAGUCACAGGCGUUUAAAGUUAAACGUGAAUAUUAUGGACUGUAUUCCAAAGAUAUGCUUUUUUUUUAUUCAAAUUGAAAAUGGAUUGGAAACGGAUUCUUUUCUUUUUCGGUUUCAUCGUUUUGUUUAUUUGUUGGUUUGUUAAAUCAUGUUCAUGUAAAAAUGGAUUGUUGGAAAUCACGAGGGAAAAUUGAUCAAAUUUUAGUUUUGCAUUCAUGAUCAAAGUCUUUGAAACAUUCAAAGUUCAUGUUCUUCCACAAAAUGUUUGACCAUAAAUAAAGAGAACAAGUGAUUUUA
Molecule: messenger RNA, 8484 nt
Organism: Cyprinus carpio (common carp)
Lineage: Eukaryota; Metazoa; Chordata; Actinopteri; Cypriniformes; Cyprinidae
Product: one cut domain family member 2-like
Exons: 4
Coding region: 593-1990 (465 amino acids)
Biological process (GO): regulation of transcription by RNA polymerase II
Cellular component (GO): nucleus
Molecular function (GO): RNA polymerase II cis-regulatory region sequence-specific DNA binding; DNA-binding transcription factor activity, RNA polymerase II-specific
Source: RefSeq, a predicted model, not a curated record